AUGGCACCCAGACACAGCUUUUUGCUGAAACAGCAAAAUGUCCUGGAAAACCCAAACGUCGUGCCUCGUUCAAGAUGCACCGAAAGCUGUCGCCCUGGAUAUGCCAGAGUGGCUAAAGAAGGGGAGGCCGUUUGCUGCUAUGAUUGUGCUCCUUGUGCGGAAGGGACCAUCUCCGUUCAGGAAGAUGCAAAGCAUUGCACCAGAUGCCCAGAAGAUCAGCAUGCAAAUCAAGCAAGAGACAAAUGUGUCCCCAAGACUAUAACAUUUCUCACUUAUGAAGAACCCUUGGGGAUUGUCCUGGGGUCCUUUGCCCUCUUCUUGUCCUUGACCACUGGCAUUGUGAAAGGAAUCUUCAUUAAAUACAAGGAAACUCCCAUAGUCAAAGCUAACAAUCGGGACUUAUCCUAUAUCCUCCUCAGCUCCCUCCUGCUUUCCUUUUUGUCCUCCUUCCUGUUCAUCGGCCGGCCAAGGAAAGUGACCUGCCUUCUCCGACAAACAGCCUUCAGCAUCAUCUUCUCGGUUGCCGUCUCUUCUGUUUUGGCAAAAACCAUCACUGUGGUGCUGGCCUUCCUGGCCACAAAGCCAGGGAACAAGGUGAGGAGAUGGCUGGGGAAGAGUCUGGCCAACUCCAUUGUCCUUUCCUGUUCCGGUAUCCAAAUUGUCAUCUGCACCAUCUGGCUGGGAAUCUCCCCACCCUUCCCAGACUCCGACAUGCACUCCCAAGCUAGAGAGAUCAUCCUUCUAUGCAAUGAAGGAUCUGUUGCCAUGUUCUACACUGUCCUUGCUUACAUGGGCUUCAUGGCUGCCAUCUGCUUCACAGUGGCUUUCCUAGCCAGAAAGCUUCCUGGGUCCUUCAAUGAAGCCAAGCUGAUCACCUUCAGCAUGCUGGUUUUCUGCAGUGUUUGGGUGUCUUUUGUUCCCACCUACCUAAGCACCAAGGGGAAGUUCAUGGCCUAG
Podarcis raffonei (Aeolian wall lizard) is the source of this 957-nucleotide messenger RNA. RefSeq names its product vomeronasal type-2 receptor 26-like. Gene Ontology annotation, biological process: G protein-coupled receptor signaling pathway. Gene Ontology annotation, cellular component: membrane. The record is from RefSeq and is a predicted model, not a curated record. Gene Ontology annotation, molecular function: G protein-coupled receptor activity. The coding region runs from base 1 to 957 and encodes 318 amino acids. The transcript has 4 exons. NCBI's taxonomy places the organism in Eukaryota, Metazoa, Chordata, Lepidosauria, Squamata, Lacertidae.